Molecule: messenger RNA, 2165 nt
Organism: Drosophila simulans
Lineage: Eukaryota; Metazoa; Arthropoda; Insecta; Diptera; Drosophilidae
Gene: Lsd-2
Product: lipid storage droplets surface-binding protein 2
Exons: 4
Coding region: 307-1317 (336 amino acids)
Biological process (GO): lipid storage; positive regulation of triglyceride storage
Cellular component (GO): cytosol; lipid droplet
Source: RefSeq, a predicted model, not a curated record
UAUAAUAAACCAGCCGCGCAGCUCGCAAAUCAGUCAGAGAGUCCCAGCAAGCAGAAGUGAGCAGACGUGCCAAAAAGUGCUAGGAAUAAAAUAAAACAGAGUGCUUCCAGAACGCAGACACAGACAUACCCUACAUUUGCACACUCACUAGCAGGUUAAGCUGUUUUUUUGUUCGUGAAAGAAAAAGAAGCAAGAGGCGAAAAGAAAAGUGCGGUGGCAAGCGAAAGAGCUUGAUAGCGAAAGACAGAAAGAAAAAGUGAAAAGGGCAGCAGAAAGCAGCACAAGAGGAACCAAAGAGAACUGAUCAUGGCCAGCGCAGAGCAGAAACACGCCACCGGGAACGGAACAACUGGCAAUGGAACGGCGAUAAACGAUGUGGACCAGCCCAAGGAUGCCAAGGACCUUCUGCCGCACCUUGAAUCCCUCGAGAGGAUCAUCAAAUUGCCCGUGGUAAAUGCGGCAUGGGACAAGUCCCAGGAUGUCUAUGGCAAAGUAAAAGGCAAAAAUCGUGUCUUCGAAUGGGCUUUAACGGCAGCCGAGGAUUGUGUGACACGCGCGGUGACAACGGCGGCUCCCUUCGUCACCAAACUGGACCGACCCAUCGCCUAUGUGGACCAGACCCUGGUCAAGGGCAUCGAUAAGCUGGAGGUAAAGGCCCCUAUCAUCAAGGACACACCCCAGGAGAUCUACAACCAGGCCAAGAGCAAGGUGAUCGAUGUGGUGCAGCCCCAUCUGGAGCGCGUCGUCAAGUUCAAGGCAGCUGGCCAGCAGAAGGCCGCCUCGCUGAAGGAUCUCGCCUGGCAGAAGGCCAACGAGGUGCUGGCCACCCAGUACGGCAGUCUGGCUGUCAACGGAGUGGACACCACCACGGCGCUGGCCGAGCGUCUCCUGGAAUACUACUUCCCCAAGUGCGAGUCGGAUGUGGAGGAAGAUAAUGAUGAUAAACAAAAUGCCGUCGUGCAGAAUGGCAAGAGUUCUGAAAAUGACAUGCCAGUUCCCGCCAGCGAGGAUCCAGUCCUACACACAGUACAGACGGUUGGACGGCUAUCCAACAAGAUCUCGCGUCGCGUCUAUCGAAAUGUCUCCCGACAGAUCAAGCAGGUCCAGAAGGGCAACAUCAACGACUAUCUGAGCUCCCUGAUAGCGGCCCUCAAGUUGCAUCAGUACAUCAACUUUAUUAACUCGUCGAUGGGCACGAAUGUGGAGCAGUCUGGCGGCAGCAGCAGCGACGCCUGUUCGCCAUUUGGUACCACCACUAGCACCACUACCACCAGUUCCGCCAGCUCCACCAGCAACAACAAGCCCGUUGUGGCCUAGCCACAUGUGGCCAAAAGCAAACGGGCGCCGGCGGUGUCGUCUCAGUAGUGGAGAAACAGCAGCCCAUCUACAACUAUAUCUAUCUAUAGCUAGAUAUUAUCCUCUUUCACACACGCUCACCACCUAAGAUACCCCCCUACCAACCACCCACGCCGCCCAUUUUAUAAUGUAUUUUAUAAAUCCCUUUUUUUUUUGUUGCGUACUAUUUCAUUGAGUGUACUAGUAGUACUUCCAUAGAGGAUCAUCUAAAGUGGAGAAGGUUAUUCGAACGCACACCCAAGAAGCCCGCCUCCUCCUGCGCCACCUGCUUUGUAAAUAUUUAUUUGAAGUAUAGCCCUCACCAAUCCUAGUUGUAAGAUAUAGUAGUCGCAGAGAUUCGGGAGUCAGAAGAGAGCGUUUUUUUUUUCGUCAAUUUUAGCUGUGCUAAAGUGCCACGCAUGCAUUGAAUAAUACAUUAUAUAUAUAUACUAAAACACACCUAUAUAUGCCUGACAUAUACGCAGAUAUAUGAUAUAUAUACAUAUAGAGAGAAACACACGCACACGGUUGGCAUAGUGCGGUUUAGCUGUACGUAUACGUAAUAUAAUACCUAAUGCUAUUUCUAUAUCUAUUUAAAUUCCAUUGUACGCUCGCUGGGAGUCCAACCAGAUGAUGUCUAAUUGCUAAUGAAAAUGAAUUAUGCCUAAUAUAUAUCCAUAUAUAUAUAUACAUAACACAACACACACCCCUCUCCCCUCACACACUUGUAUGGAGAACCUAGCCAUAAUGUUUGCUCUAAACAAUUAGAUUGAUAAUAUUAAAUAUUAAUAAAAAGAACCAACGCAAAACUGGAACGAAGAACAAGAGAA